Messenger RNA from Lotus japonicus, 1494 nucleotides. Its product is annotated as thioredoxin reductase NTRB-like. NCBI's taxonomy places the organism in Eukaryota, Viridiplantae, Streptophyta, Magnoliopsida, Fabales, Fabaceae. Gene Ontology annotation, molecular function: thioredoxin-disulfide reductase (NADPH) activity. Gene Ontology annotation, cellular component: cytoplasm. The transcript is spliced from 2 exons. Gene Ontology annotation, biological process: removal of superoxide radicals. The coding region runs from base 28 to 1137 and encodes 369 amino acids. The record is from RefSeq and is a predicted model, not a curated record.
UAAAAGGAAAAGAGUCAAAGGAGGGAAAUGAAAUUUAGAUUUUGCCCCAAUCACAACUGGUCCAAACUCUUUACCGCAGCGCGCAACUUCGUCGGUGCUCGUCGCGCUUCCACUUCCUCCGCCUCCGCCGCCAUGGCUGACAACCAGAUCCUCAAAACCAAGCUCUGCAUCAUCGGAAGCGGUCCCGCCGCCCACACCGCCGCCGUCUACGCCGCCCGCGCCGAGCUCAAACCAAUCCUCUUCGAAGGCUGGAUGGCCAACGACAUCGCCCCCGGCGGCCAACUCACCACCACCACCGACGUCGAGAAUUUCCCCGGCUUCCCUGAAGGCAUCAUGGGCGGCGAGCUCAUGGAGCGUUGCCGUCAGCAGUCUCUCCGCUUCGGCACCGAGAUUUUCACCGAGACCGUUUCCAAUGUCGAUUUCUCCGCACGGCCUUUUAGGGUUUUCGCUGAAUCGAAAACCGUCGUGGCUGAUUCCAUCAUCGUCGCCACUGGAGCUGUUGCGAAGAGAUUGCCGUUCACAGGCUCCGGUGAUGGUCCUGAUGGCUACUGGAACCGCGGGAUAUCGGCUUGCGCUGUGUGUGAUGGUGCGGCCCCCAUCUUCAGGAACAAGCCGCUGGCGGUGAUCGGUGGUGGGGACUCUGCCAUGGAGGAAGCGAAUUUCCUCACCAAGUAUGGUUCUGAGGUGUAUAUAAUCCACCGGAGGGACUCGUUCAGGGCCUCGAAGAUUAUGCAGAGCAAGGCGUUGAGCAAUAGCAAGAUCAAGGUGAUAUGGAACUCGGCUGUGGUCGAGGCGUAUGGGGAGGGAGAUAGCAAGAGGGUUCUUGGUGGGCUGAAGGUGAAGAAUUUGGUGACUGAAGAGGUUUCUGAUUUGAAGGUCAAUGGUUUAUUCUUUGCAAUUGGGCACGAGCCUGCCACUAAGUUCUUGGAUGGUCAGCUAGAACUGGAUUCUGAUGGCUACGUUGUGACAAAGCCAGGGACCACAAAGACUAGUGUUGAAGGAGUGUUUGCUGCUGGGGAUGUUCAGGACAAGAAAUAUAGGCAAGCUAUUACAGCUGCUGGCACUGGGUGCAUGGCAGCUCUGGAUGCAGAACAUUUCCUGCAAGGGAUUGGUUUACAACAGGAUAAGAGUGAUUGACUAGCUAUGGAAUGUCCUGAGUCCAAACAAUGCUUAAUUAGAAGCAAAGUUUAAUUGAUUAGAGGCAGCACUCACUGUACUCUGGUAUAAACUUUAUUUGUUUACUGGUGUUGAAAAUUUGAUUGCAGCGGUAGACUUGCAUUAUUUCAGAAACGUUGAAUCUUACAUUCAAUCGACACCACACGUACAUGUAUCAUGAUUUAUUGGGUUUAUGGUAUGUUUUGGUUAUUGUGAUGAUGCAAAGUGUUUGUUUGCAUGUGUUUGUAAAGUGAUAUGCUGUAAUGCAUUCAUGUUUUAUAGUGCAAGUGUAAACUAUUCUUCCAUGCCUAAAAUAACAACUCACAUUUCCCAUGUUUA